Branchiostoma belcheri (Belcher's lancelet) is the source of this 2918-nucleotide messenger RNA. RefSeq names its product suppressor of tumorigenicity 14 protein homolog. Gene Ontology annotation, biological process: proteolysis. Gene Ontology annotation, molecular function: serine-type endopeptidase activity; protein binding. The record is from RefSeq and is a predicted model, not a curated record. The transcript is spliced from 13 exons. Lineage: Eukaryota; Metazoa; Chordata; Leptocardii; Amphioxiformes; Branchiostomatidae. The coding region runs from base 49 to 1758 and encodes 569 amino acids.
CUCUCCCACAGGUACUCAUACUAAAUCAGUAGAUAGCUGCCUUACACAAUGAAUCAUCAAACAAGAGUAUAUCCCUCGAACUCAGAAAACGCCAUGUUUGACAAUGCUGCAUUUGAAGGACACCCUUCCAAUCCGGAUGAACAUCCAAACAUCUCACACACCGCUCAGACUACUAGUACUAGUCUAAGGCCAGAAAUUUUUCAACCAAAUGGCACAGAUAUGAAAAGAUAUUCACAGCCACAUGACGUAUCCACGAAGAACCACAUAUACAAAAAGAAACUCUGUACCAGCAGGCUUGCUCGUAGCAUUGUGACUGGUGCUGUCGUCAUCGGCUGUUUAAGCAUAGUAGGGCUCACUACAGGCAUCGUCCUAGCAGCAAUGCCCACAUCAUCAUCUUCAUCAUCACAAACACAGGCAAUCACUGGACCUCCCAGGCGAAACCCUAAUGGCAAGACGACAACAACUUCGUCAUUGUAUGCCCCAACUCCAACUACAACUGCCAUGCUUACCUGUGCUGAGCAGGGUUUGUGGGGAUGUGAUGAUGGGAAGUGUAUCAACCCUGCCUGGCGGUGUGACAGUGACCAUGACUGUACCGGAGGGGAGGACGAAAACAACUGUCCUACCUCCUGCACUAGUUACCAGUUUGAGUGUACGGACGGUGCAUGUAUACCCGGCAGCUGGCAGUGUGACACGGAGGCAGACUGUUCUAACGGGGACGACGAGCUCAACUGUACAGCGAGAACCUGCACUUCAAGUCAGUUCACCUGUGGUGACGGCGCUUGUAUAGCGCUAAGCUGGGCAUGCGACUCUUACCGGGACUGCAGCGGAGGAGAGGACGAACUGGACUGUGAAGAUUCAACAGCGGAGCCUAUCGUUCUCCGAGGAAACUGCAGCGCCGACCAGAGGUUCUGUUACGACAGUAACGCAACUUGUAUUGCAGCUGCGCAGUGGUGCGAUGGAGCAGACCACUGUCCCAACAGGAGGGACGAAAAAUUUUGCACUUGCGGAAGAAGACCUGUAGUAGAGACCAGCAGAAGAGGCAGACCGCGGAUAGUAGGCGGGUCGGAGCCGGCCCGGGGUGCCUGGCCGUGGCAGGUGUCCAUACAUGACGGCGAUAGUCACGCUUGUGGCGCCUCUCUGGUCAACACUAAGUACCUCGUCACGGCAGCGCAUUGCGUCUAUGAUUCGCAGAUCCCGAGUAGAUGGAAGGCGUACCUGGGCCUACAUGAACAGGGAGAGACCACAGACCAGCUACAGACACGUCAUGUGGACAGGAUCAUCAUUCAUGAAAGGUAUGACAGCAUCCGGACUGAUUUUGACAUCGCUGUGAUGGAGUUGUCAUCAGAAGUGAACAUCACAGACCACGUCUAUCCUGUCUGUCUGCCGAGGGAAGACGCAGAGUUCUCUACAGGGACAAACUGUUGGAUAUCCGGAUGGGGAUCCAUUGCAGAUGGCGCUGUUCAAGCUACCAUAUUACAAGAAGCCCGAGUCCCAUUGGUCAACGCCACCGUGUGCGAUGACGUAAUUCACUAUGACGGAAGGAUCACGGACCGGAUGUUAUGUGCCGGAUAUGACGUAGGAGGGAUAGAUGCCUGUCAGGGUGACUCAGGCGGCCCUCUGGUUUGUCAGGACGGGGUCACGUGGUACCUUGUGGGCGUGACCAGCUGGGGAGAUGGGUGUGGCCAGCCCUACAAACCCGGGAUCUACGCUGACGUCAAGUACCUCAGAGACUGGCUUAAUACUAAACUCGAGAGCUAAGAGAAAAGAUCUCAAACUGUUACAUCUAUGAUAGCCUGGGUGCCAGACUGUUCCCAGGGCCCACACAGGCCAGUUCCUCGGCUCCAGGGCCAACAUUCCACCAAGGAAAUUGUACCACAUCAACCACAGCUAGGCCUGGCACGCUGGCUAAUAACUCUGGGCCUAGCGUGCUAUGGGCCUGGCAUCCAGGUUAGAUCUAUAAAAAGGUGAAGCUUAUAAUUACUUUUAAGGAAAGAAAAAUCAUAAAUGUAAUAGUAGGGUGGUCAGUUGACAGAAUGUUCAGAGUCUUCACGUAGAACAUGUUUUUGAUUAUAUGUCCUAUAUACAUAUCACUUAAUGUAGUCGUCAGUAUCAUAAAUCAGACAUUUAUCAGUAUGAUAAAGAUAGCUCAAGCUUAAGCUUCAGAUAAAUUGAAGGCAAUGAUAUAAUAAAGCCAUAUUUUGUUAUUUGCACCGUUAUAUAUUCAUGAUAACUUUAUUGCUCAACUGUCAAUGUGUAAAUGUCACAGCUGCAUAACAUAUCUUUCAAGAAAUUGUUGCAAAGUUUCCGGGAUUUUUAGAAUUGGAGAAAUUGUAAUCUAUUGUUAUUGAGUAAGAAAGACAUGAUAAACACUAGAAAGGACGACAUUUGCUCGGGGGCAAAUGCAGCAGAUGGCUUCACUACACACUUCGUGGUGUGGUGAAGCCAUAAAUAUGCAUAUACUAUUACCUAAAUGAUAUUGCCUAUUACCAAGGGAAAUGUAAAUACUCCAUAUUCUAAAUAUCUGCUAAGAUGUUAACUGCUGUAUGUAUCGUUUUUUUUUGGAAAUGUGACUUUGCAAUAGGCUGUGGGCAGGUACCCAAAUGCUGGUGGUUUAUGUUACAAAAAUUAGUUUGCUUCCUACAUAUCACAGAAUAAAUUCUAAGACGACGUUGUUCAAUUUAACAAUUUUGACGGCCGUUUUACACUUUUCAAGCAGCAGUCUGCAGUCUGUUGGGGUUUGUCGUUCCCACUUGUGAAAUGUAUUAAAGCAAGUAGGCACUCUUCAAAGCCAAUAAGCAAUUGUAAAACACGAAAUAAACGAAGUAAAUGAAAUGAAAUGCUCAAAUCGACCUGCUGGCUGGUAUUUAUUCAGUUCAUGCGAGGUGGCAGAGGUCAAGGUCAGACACAAUAAAACAACA